UAGUUUUAAUUCACGGAUAGCCAGGGGCACACUAAAACACUCCGACAUAAUUUACAAACAGAAUUUGUAUUUAGUGAGUCUGCCAGAUCAGAGGCAGUAGGGAUGGCCAGGGAUGUUAUCUUGAUAAGUUUGUGAAUUAGACAAAUUUCCUGUCCUUUUGGGUGUCAGUGACAAUCUAUCGAGUAAAAAGUACAUUAUUGUCUUUAGGAAUGUAGUGAAGUAAAAUUUGUAAAAAGUAUUCAUUUAAAGUACAGAUACCUCCCCCAAAAAACUUAAGUACUUUACACCACUGGAAAUUUGUCUUCAAUUAUGAGACACAUCCUAUGACAGAUCACUAUCAGUUUACAUAAUGGCUACAGCAUUCCUGCAAAUGGUCAAAUAUAUAGAUUGCUUGUUAUGUUAGCCUGAUUUAGGAUUUUAGCUACAGUUGUUUGUCCAACCCCUUGUCACACCUCAACCUUAACCUGGAUUUGUACUGUAUGACAUUGGAGAGGACAAGUGAGUCAUAGAUGGUGUCUAAAUUGGCAUUAACAAGCUGAUUAGUAACAGUAUUGUAGGCCUUAUAAACAUCAAUGCCUCAAUGUGGUAUUGGGAUGCAUUCAUUAACCGUUGGACCAGACAGUAACUGGGCCUGAAAUGUUCCCUGGUUCUGAAUAUGCACAUGAGAUCUGAGUGUGUUUGUGUUUAUCAGAGACUUUUGGUGUCUAGGCUUAUUAAUGUGAUGAUAGGUUACAGUUGUACUUGACUGAGAGAGCUAGGUUGUAGCUAUGUGGACGGUGUUGUGGUUCCGCCCUGCAACAAUGUCAACCCUAUUGUUGCUGCUAUUGCUGAGCAACUUAUGCAGGCUGGGACAGUCUAUGUCACGAGAGGAGAAGCUCAAGCUGAGGAACCAAGUGGUUGAGAUGUUUGACCAUGCUUAUUCCAAUUAUAUGGACCAUGCAUACCCGGCAGAUGAGUUGAUGCCUCUGACGUGUCGGGGGAGGGUGCGUGGGCAGGAGCCCAGUCGGGGAGACGUGGACGACGCACUGGGGAAGUUCUCUCUCACCCUCAUCGACACCUUGGACACUCUAGUGCUCUUAAAUAAGACGACAGAGUUUGAAGAAGCAGUGAGGAGAGUGUUGAGAGAUGUGCGACUGGACAAUGACAUCGUGGUGUCUGUUUUUGAGACCAACAUCCGUGUGCUGGGAGGGCUGCUAGGGGGCCACUCCAUGGCGGUGAUGCUGAAGGAUACAGGGUAUCACAUGCAGUGGUACCAGGAUGAGCUGCUCCACAUGGCCAAAGACGUGGGUCUCAGACUCCUGCCUGCCUUCAACACCAGCAGUGGCCUGCCUUACCCCAGGGUAAACUUGAAGCAUGGCCUUAGGAGUCCUGAGAGUCGGACGGGCACAGAGACGGACACCUGUACAGCUUGUGCUGGCACAAUUAUCCUGGAGUUCGCUGCCUUGAGUCGCUUCACUGGGGACCCUGUGUUUGAGGUCCAUGCACGGAGAGCCCUCGACUUCCUGUGGGAGAAGAGGCAGAGGAACAGCAACCUGGUGGGAACAACCAUCAACAUCCACUCAGGAGAGUGGGUCCGCAGGGACAGCGGAGUGGGAGCAGGGAUUGACUCGUAUUAUGAGUACCUGCUCAAGGCCUAUAUUCUCCUGGGAGAUGACCUGUUUCUGCAGCGCUUCAACAUUCACUAUGCGUCUAUAAUGAAGUACAUCAGCCAGCCUCCUCUCCUGCUGGACGUUCACAUCCACAAGCCUCUGCUGCCUGCUCGCACCUGGAUGGACUCCCUCCUGGCCUUCUUCCCCGGGCUGCAGGUGUUGAAGGGAGAUAUUCGGCCGGCCAUUGAGACCCAUGAGAUGCUCUAUCAAGUCACCAAGAAACACAACUUCCUCCCAGAGGCAUUCACCACUGAUUUCAGGGUACAUUGGGCUCAGCAUCCACUAAGACCUGAGUUUGCAGAGAGCACCUAUUUCCUGUACAAGGCUACCAAAGACCCCUACUACCUGGAGGUAGGCCGCACGGUGCUGGACAACCUGAACCGAUUUGCCCGGGUCCCCUGUGGCUUUGCUGCCAUGAAGGACGUUCGCACCGGGAGCCACGAGGACCGAAUGGACUCCUUCUUCUUGGCAGAGAUGUUCAAGUACCUGUUCCUGCUGUUUGCGGAAGAGGAAGAUCUGACGUUUAAUGUUGAGGAUUAUAUCUUCACCACUGAGGCACACCUUCUGCCCCUGUCCCUGUCCACUGCGCCUCACGCCCCCUCUCCCGCCAACGCCACGGUACAGGCUCCAUCUCUGCCUCAUCUCUCCGCCUAUGUCAAAUCUCUUUGGUCAGAGGAGGAGUUGGAUGACUCUAACUAUGAUUGGACCUGCCCCAACACACGUCUCCUUUUCCCCGACCCCGCCUUUCCACGGAACCUCCGAGAUCCAAUCAGGAGUGCUGUGGACAAGAGUUGUCCCCGUCCUGCCAUUCACCGUGAGCCGGGGAUGGGUCGCCCACCUCUGAGGGCUCAGGACUUCAUGGCCAACAACCCUGAUCACCUGGAGCUGCUGAGGAGGAUGGGAGUCAGCCUUAUACACCUUAAAGACGGCAGAGUGCAGCUGGUCCAACACGCUACACAGGCGGUCAGUGCUGUGGCAGCAGAGGACGGCAUGCGCUUCAUGCAGGAGAUGAUGGAGCUGUCCAGCCAGCAGCAGAAGGAGCAGCUCCCUCCGCGCGCUGUGCAGAUAGUCUCUCACCCCUUCUUCGGCAGAGUGGUGCUGACUUCUGGCCCAGCACAGUUUGGCACAGAUCUUUCCAAGAGCAUCACAGGGGUUCGUGGGUUUGUGACAGUGGCUGAACCAUACAGUGGCUGUGCGGAACUGAGCAACGCUGCCUUUGUACAGGGCCGCAUUGCUCUGCUGCAGCGAGGCCAAUGUAUGUUUGCUGAGAAGGCCAGACACAUCAUGAAGGCUGGGGCCAUCGGAGGCAUCGUCAUCGAUGACAACGAGGGUAGCAGCAGUGACACUGCUCCCCUCUUCCAGAUGGCCGGCGACGGCCGCAACACAGACGACGUCACUUUGCCCCUCCUCUUUCUCUUCUACAAGGAAGGCAAUAUCCUGUUGGAGGCUCUCAAGGAGUACAGGGAGGUGGAGGUGCUGCUGAGCGACAAGGCCAGAGACAGAGCCUCUAUAUUCAAAGGUGAACCUCUCCCUGGCAUCCUACUGGAAAGCAGGAGGGAUGUUCAGGAGGAGGAGGACGACUGUUCAACAGACCAAACUUCACCUAUCCCUGCCGCAACUCUCGACCAGUCACACGUGAGGACUGUGGAGCAGGAUGAAUCAGCUCCCCACAAUGAGGAAGUGACUCCUGAGGAAGAUGUGGGACCUGCCAUUAAGAGGAACCCUGAGCCAGAGGAGGAGCCUGAGGUUGACAAGGACUCUAGCAGAAAAUCAGUGGAAGCCAUGAUGGCUGAUUGGCGAGAAGCGUUUCAGCAGAUGGAGGAUGAGCUUUGACAACUUCCACAGUUCCCCCUCCUCCGGUCUGUCCCAGCCACUGUACAGGCCUGGGGUCAGUGGACUGUGCCUCAUAAAGAAUAAGGUUUUAGUGGGGCGAUGUUUUGAUAAGGAACGGUUACCAGGGUGGAAUACAGUGACUUCUUCUACAGCCCAGAUAUCUACUGUCUGGCAGUAUGAACCUCUGAUUAUUCACUAUUUUCUGGUUUUGUCUUAUUUUCACAUUGUCUUCCUCCAAAUGCUUUUCCAGGUCACUGACAUGUGGGAGCAGAUUCCAAAUGCUGGUUGAAUUAUAAUCCACUGGUUGAUUGGUUGAUUUAACUGUAAUGAUUAACUGAUAAGUUGUUGGAACAUUUACUAUUUUAUUUUGUGGGCCUAAUUUGUUAUUAUUAAGCUACCUGACUGUGGGACUGCAGUGGCAAGCAGUCUAUAAAAGGCUGAUGCUGAGAAUCACUUAGCACUGGCACUCUUCAGGAAGAGACAAAGUUUUAUGUGACUGUAAAUAUGUAUUUGUCAGUUAUUUCCACGAUGGUUUGAAAUACAGUGCUGCUUUGCUCAGGUUCUGGUCGGUAUGAGAGACACCAGGUACUGGCUACCCAAGAGGGCAGACAGUACCACCAGCUGACCAGCAGAGGGGAUCCUUGUUUGAGACAUCUUACUGGUCUGACUGGAGCUUGAUGACAUACUGGAAGACCAAGGAAACAAAAAAGCCAACAACAUAUGGAACUUCAAUUAAAUUGAUAAGGAAA
Molecule: messenger RNA, 4231 nt
Organism: Oncorhynchus gorbuscha (pink salmon)
Lineage: Eukaryota; Metazoa; Chordata; Actinopteri; Salmoniformes; Salmonidae
Product: ER degradation-enhancing alpha-mannosidase-like protein 3
Exons: 21
Coding region: 768-3482 (904 amino acids)
Biological process (GO): mannose trimming involved in glycoprotein ERAD pathway; carbohydrate metabolic process; endoplasmic reticulum mannose trimming
Cellular component (GO): membrane; endoplasmic reticulum
Molecular function (GO): mannosyl-oligosaccharide 1,2-alpha-mannosidase activity; calcium ion binding
Source: RefSeq, a predicted model, not a curated record